AUGAAUUCGCCACCAAAACGCCCCCGACGGAGCGAGGGAGCCGUUACCUUGCAGUCUGCAAAGCCUCCUGGAUCACGUUCCGCUCGCCAACCCUCUUUCCAGUCACCAACACGGUCAAGUCUUGCCAAAGCUUACCCAGAUGUCCUCGAACGCGCACUCAGCAGAUCGCCGGGUCAUCGCCCAACGGAGCGAGGAGCUUCAAGCGCAAGCUCAAGUCCAUUGAAAAACCCGUCGCAAUUAUCCGAGGAACGUCCACAUCUGUCUCCCAGUCGAAAGCCCAGUGGUAUCCAAUCGUUUACGAAACCGCCGCGGAGAUUAUCGAACAAAAUUAAACCCGGCGACUUCUUCUUCGGAUCGCCAGCAAGGAGACAAACGCUACCGGCAGAAGAGCCUCUCUCGAACACCCCCGAAGGUCAGUUGGCUCAGGAACUAGGGAGUGCAACUAGAAAUGCGAGUGUUGGAAUGAGUCUCGGUGCCGGACUAGAUGGGUCGAUGGAUGUCGAUUUUGAGGACGAAGACCCAUUGGAACCAGAUCUUCCUCCAACGCCAACCCAACUUGGAUUGGAAAAGGCGCCAGGCCGACCCAGAGGAAUUUUAAGCAGUAGUCCCAGCGCGAGACACGAAAAGCGUAUGAAACGGAGGGCUACAGAAGCCUUGCAGGGAAGCCCAUUGAAAGCCUUAAAAUUUGGGUCGACAGAUGUACCAGAAGAUGCAGACGAUGUACUUUCGGAAUCAGAAGAGCUAUCUGCAGCCAUCCUGGAGAAGCAGCAAUCACGAAAGAGCCUCCGAGCUGAAUUGCAGCAACUCAGGAACGAAGUUGCCGAAUUGACGAAAUGGACGGGGAGGGUUGAGUCGAAUGAGGACUUGGCAACGGAUUCGAAGGAGCUUGACGACUUCCUAGAACUACUGUCAGAAGAAACUUCACAUCUAAAUCGACCUGCCCCCAAGCAAAAUCGGGCAUCAAUGUCAUCGAUUAUCUGCCGACUACUGCCAUUCUCAACCAAUAUUCCUCUACCUUAUCGUGAAGCAUCGCCUCUGCCCACCAACCCAUACGCCCUUGAAGAAACUUCUCGUUCAGCCCCUUACCUGACGGUAUUCGCUCCUCUCGCCCUUCAUACAACCAUCAAUCGCGCGACUACAUCGAAAGCAGCCAUUAUCGAAACCCAUACAUUGACCUUUACCGCACCCCGCCCUUUCCCGCCAACCCUUUAUAAUGUCUCGGUUGUGUAUGAAACAAAUCCCGAGACACAAUGUGUGACAUCAGUGUCAGUCCCAACAGGUAGCAGCAGCAAGAAACGGAGAGUCCCUACGGGACUUCGCCAAUGGAUAGAUUCCCGGCUAGAGAAUCCGCUUUUGAAACUGGAUGUUGCUACUCUCUGCUGGGGUAUAAAUCGAUACUGGGAGGCUUGUGUCGCUCGCGCACAUCUGUGGGUCCAAAUUGAUGAGAAUUUCGGCAGUCAACCGGGGAAAAAACCAUCGAUCGGUUCUCAAGCCGGAGUGAUUUCUCUUGCAGAUGUCCGGCGACUAAUUCCACAUCUUGAACGCAGUACGAUGAUCAUAAAACCGAACCCGCCCAGUACCGCUCCAAGCAUUCUGCUAUCUAACAUAUUGACUAUGGACGACUGGACUGGAGAGCCACGAUUGGACCCUGACCUUGGGGUUUCAUCUUCAGGUGCGAAUGGAGGAUCGGGCAGUAAAGUCAACCAAGAAGCAAAGAAGCUAUUUCAUACCAUGUUGCACGCAAACGAUCUCACCUCGACCUCGAAAAUUGCAGGGGAGGUCAAUCUUGUUGCCAUUUCCCGCACCACGAAAGCUACAUUGGACGCAUUACAAACACGGGCUUGA
Penicillium chermesinum is the source of this 1845-nucleotide messenger RNA. RefSeq lists its product as uncharacterized. The transcript has 3 exons. The record is from RefSeq and is a predicted model, not a curated record. The coding region runs from base 1 to 1845 and encodes 614 amino acids. NCBI's taxonomy places the organism in Eukaryota, Fungi, Ascomycota, Eurotiomycetes, Eurotiales, Aspergillaceae.